CCUGAAGCUCUCCUAAUGCUUCUACCAACAAUAUUUGUAGCAUCUUUUGUUAUUGUGCCCCCCCGAAUUCAUUGCACCUUGAGCUUCAAAGGUACUGGAGGGCGUCAUGAUUUUCGUACCGCCCUCAACCUACUACACCAUCCCCAGAACUCUCUACGCAUGUACCCUUCUCCUGGAAACAGACAGGAAUGAGACAGAUGUCUUAUUAGCAACUUGGGAAAUCUAUUCUCUUGAACCUCCGUAUUUCCCGAUAUCCCAAUCUACGGACAAUGGCUCGACGUGGAUUAAAAUAUCACGAGUAACAGAUCAUGGGGUUUGCGGUAUCAGCCGUUUCUGUAUGAGCUCCCCAGUGACAGAGGGUUCCCUGCUGGUGCAGAUUUAUGUGCAGGUUGUCUUUCGAGAGUCAUCCAAGCUGUACCACAAGUUGAUGCAUAUAGCGCAGUGCCUACACAGCUGCAUUACAACAUGUUAAAUGCGUGUUUGUAUGAUGAAUUUGGUGUCUCGUUUUUGUUCAAACCAAAUAAUAAUUGAUUGUUUUUAAAGCUUGGUCAGUCGUAGCUAUAGAGCUUAG
Molecule: messenger RNA, 571 nt
Organism: Lentinula edodes (shiitake mushroom)
Lineage: Eukaryota; Fungi; Basidiomycota; Agaricomycetes; Agaricales; Omphalotaceae
Exons: 1
Coding region: 107-472 (121 amino acids)
Source: RefSeq, a predicted model, not a curated record